AUGAUUCAGGUUCAACUACUAUUUCCUGCUAGUAACCUGCAACAUAUAAAACUGGAAAACCAAACUCAGCUUGCAGAAUUCUUCCUCCUGGGAUUCUCAGAGGACCCAGUACUGCAGCCUCUCAUCUUUGGGCUGUUCUUCUCCAUGUACCUGAUCACUGUCAGUGGAAACCUGCUCAUCAUCCUGGCCAUCCUCUCUAACCCACAACUCCACACGCCCAUGUACUUCUUCCUCGCCAACCUGUCCUUCUCUGACAUCUGCUUCAUCUCUACCACCAUCCCCAAGAUGCUGGUGAACAUCCAGACACAGAGCCAAGCCAUCAGCUAUUCAGGCUGCAUCACACAGAUGUACCUUUUUAUAUUCUUCAUAGGAUUAGAAAUUUUACUCCUGACAAUGAUGGACUAUGACCGGUUUGUGGCCAUCUGUCACCCUCUGCACUACACAGUCAUCAUGAACUUCCAAGUCUGUGUGAAGCUCGUGCUGGUAUGCUUGGUCAUUGGUGUCCUGAAUGCCCUUAUGCAGAGCUUACUGGUGCUGAGGCUGAACUUCUGCACACACCUGGAAAUCCCUCACUUUUUCUGUGAGUUGAAUCAGGUGGUCCACAGAGCCUGUUCUGACACCUUUCUCAAUGACCUCAUGGUCUAUAUUGCAGCUGUGCUGCUGUUGGUUGUUCCCCUGUCUGGGAUCCUGUACUCUUACUCCAAGAUCAUAUCCUGCAUCUGUCCCAUCUCAUCAAAACAGGGCAAGUAUAAAGCCUUUUCCACCUGUGCCUCUCAUCUCUUGACCAUCUCCCUAUUUUAUGGCACAAGCAUAGGUGUGUAUCUCAGUGCUAGUGCUGCCCCAAGUUCAACCUCAACUUCAGCAGCCUCGGUGAUGUACACAGUGGUCACUCCCAUGCUGAACCCCUUCAUUUACAGCCUGAGGAACACAGACAUGAAGAGGGCUCUGAAAAGACUGCUGUUCCCUAAAUGA
Molecule: messenger RNA, 972 nt
Organism: Ochotona princeps (American pika)
Lineage: Eukaryota; Metazoa; Chordata; Mammalia; Lagomorpha; Ochotonidae
Product: olfactory receptor 7A10-like
Exons: 1
Coding region: 1-972 (323 amino acids)
Biological process (GO): G protein-coupled receptor signaling pathway
Cellular component (GO): membrane
Molecular function (GO): G protein-coupled receptor activity; olfactory receptor activity
Source: RefSeq, a predicted model, not a curated record